Hevea brasiliensis (rubber tree) is the source of this 795-nucleotide messenger RNA. RefSeq lists its product as uncharacterized. The transcript is spliced from 2 exons. The record is from RefSeq and is a predicted model, not a curated record. Lineage: Eukaryota; Viridiplantae; Streptophyta; Magnoliopsida; Malpighiales; Euphorbiaceae. Bases 1 to 795 code for a protein of 264 amino acids.
AUGAGAGAUGAAAAGAAAGAUAAGGUAGAAGAGGAAAAGAAUAAAAAAGAUGAAGACAAGAAUGAAUCUACUUCAAAUCAUGAUGAAGUUAACGAGGAAGCAAACAAAAAGAAGGAAGUUGGAAAAGAAAAAGAGGAAAAGAGAUUAGAAGAUUAUGAAACUGUGGCAUUAAUAGAGGAGUGUAGUGCUCUCUUACAGAAUAAGCUUCCCCCUAAGUUGAAGGAUCCAAGAAGUUUAUCUAUUCCUUGUCACAUUGGAGAGACAAGUAUUGAAAAGGCAUUGUGUGAUCUUGGAGCUAGUGUAAGUUUGAUGCCACUCUCUAUUUGUGAAAAGUUGAAGGUAGGAGAAUUGAAGCCCACCACCAUUUCUUUGCAAUUAGCUGAUAGAUCUAUCAAAUAUCCAGUAGAAAUUUUGGAGAAUGUGCCAUUGAAGGUUGGAAAAUUUUUCAUUACUGUGGAUUUUGUGGUUCUUGAAAUGGAAGAGGAUAUUCACAUACCUAUCAUAUUAGGAAGGUCAUUUUUAGCCAUAGCAGCGGCUAUAAUUGAUGUGAAGAAUAGUAGAUUGAUAUUAAAAGUUGGACAAGAGGAGGUGGAAUUUUAUUUGAAUCAAACUUUGAAGAAACAUCAUGAAGUUGACCCUUGUUUAAGAGUAGAUGUUAUUGAUGAGAUUGUGGAAGAAGAAUUUAGGAAAAGAUAUCCUGAGGACCCUUUGGAGAAUUGUUUGGUACAUAGUAAAUCAACAAAGGAUGAAAAUCCUGAAGUUGCAACUUUUGCUCAAAUUUUGGAGGCUACUUGA